Messenger RNA from Schistocerca gregaria, 1961 nucleotides. Its product is annotated as prokineticin-2-like. The transcript is spliced from 3 exons. The record is from RefSeq and is a predicted model, not a curated record. The coding region runs from base 80 to 391 and encodes 103 amino acids. NCBI's taxonomy places the organism in Eukaryota, Metazoa, Arthropoda, Insecta, Orthoptera, Acrididae.
GCUCCUACCGGACACGCCUGCCAGUGGUCAGAGCUUCGCCCGCCCACCUCGCCAAAACCACUCCAACGCAGGUGUCACCAUGAAGACCGCAGUAGCAGCCAUCUUUGCUAUCACCAUGGUGCUGAGCGUGCAAGCGGGGUCUCCGUCCUGCGGGAAGGGAGAGGUGUGUCCUGAGGGUCAUUGUUGCAUGAUCGGCGGCGGCAGGUUCGGUUUGCCCAUCUGUACUUUGAAGGGUGUGAGUGGUGACUCCUGCCGUCCAAACAACCAACCGCAGGACUUCUGGCUGUCCGCCGAUCCGGGCGAUAAGGGUUCCCUGUACACGGGCGUCUACAGGUACGUCUGUCCCUGCCUGAACGGCCUACAGUGCGCUGAUGGAACCUGUACCUACUAGAGGGCCUCUCAGACGCUCACCGACUCACUGCGACAACUUCAUCAGCAUCAGUACGAAGACGCAAACUGGAAGAUUCGUUGUUUGGAGUAUUCAGAGGUUGUAAACCAGAGGCAACGUAAAAUACGUCACGGCAGUCACAUGGAAAAGCGCCAAUUCGACAAAGAUAUCAUCUUCAACAGACAUCACAGGUCCCUCCACCCCUCCCAUUUCUCGUCAACCAUGAAGUCAUUUUAAUCAAAUUGUAAUUGUCUGACUGUGGAUAGGUUGUUGUUGUUAAUCCAGCAUCAUCUCUCUGCGCCAUUUCUACCUUUCUCCCUUCCGAGUCUGUAUCUUACCAUUUCCCAUGUCGUAUUCAGUGGCUCAGUGUUUCGUCUGUAGUUAGUACCAAUUAAACUCAGAUAUUGUGUUAGGAGCACUAUUCGCACUGAAAUUACUCAUAAAGAUACGCUUCAACAACACUUAAGAUGUUUUAAGGGCAUCUUGUAUUAUUUGAAGACCCAAAGAGUAAUGGAACUAGAAGAAACUACAUUUUAACAUUACUAGAAAUGAAAGGGAAAUGCUUCCUACGUCUCAACUGUGCUUUCAGAAGAAUCUGCCAUUUUACAUGUAAACAGUAUACAGUUGGAAUACCUUAUGUAGAUUAUAUCGAGUGAGGUGACACUACAGUUGUGGGACUUGUGUUUCACAUUCUGGGCGAGACGAGUUGAAACUGAGUCUCCGUCCAUCCCAAUUUAGAUGUUCUGUGGUUUCUCUGAAUCCCCCAAAUCAAAUGCCGAGAUAGUUCUUUUCGGCAAUAAAAGAGAAAGCAUUGGCCGAUUUCCUGCCUCAUUCUUGAUCCCUGUACAGUCAGAAUUUGUAUUCCGAUACCUAGUCAGCUUUAGGCUAAACCCUAAUUUAGUCCCCAUAUGUUCUCCCAUAAACGAAUACAGAAAUCGGAGAAGUAUGCAGGAUGCUUUUGGGAUCUGCGUAGAAGACAACAACAUUACUUAUCAUUAAAUUCCAUUUUAACACGGUAAUGCAGCCAAGUGUGGAUUUGAGGAGUUGAAAUUUCAGUGUCUCUCAUGAUUUGGAGGCGCGUCCAACACGCAAGUCUUUCUCAUUGACUUUCGCAGUGACAUCGCGUGACCGAUAUAAAUCUGUGCAGAAAAUGACUGACUCCUGCAAGUUACACACCUCUUUCAGUGAUGUAAAGUACACAGAGCGACACCUCUUUUCUUACAUUCCUUGUACUUUUUCUUGCUAUUCUGUGGAAAUCAUUAAAUAUAAACCCUGAUAAAUUUCAUAAAAAUUUCUUCAUGUGUUUCCAUCUCAUCAUUCAUCUUUAUUUGGUCCCCAUUCCUUGCCAAUAAAUUAUGUGGAUGGGAAAUUAAAUACAAAUAUUGUUUUUUUUUCUGCGAAGGGAUCAUGUCAGACUCUGACCAUUCUACAAAAUUAUACUCAUGACUUAAUUUGAUGUUACUGUACAUUAAUUUGACUAUCUUGUACACUGAAGCGAAGAAACAUCUGCACUAUUACAUUAGUUUCUUAAAGUGUUUGUUGGACAUAAGAAUAAACAAUAAUAAAAAAGUAA